AGGCGUGCUGGAGGAAAAUCUCGACGUGAAAUAAAAACAUAAAGGCGAAAACUGAACAGUUUGUAUAUCUGUAUCAGUAUGACGUACGUUAUAAGUGCAAGUUAUGGGAGUUAGUUAGCCGGCUAACACGUGGGGGUUCGUGCAAUAUUGCGUCAAACUAGAUCGGCUGGUGUAACCCGUGGAGUCCAUUCCAGUGGGGUUUUAGCUAGCUAGCUACACCACAACAAAGCUGUGAUUGGUUUUAGGCACUGAUCUCAUACGAACAGGUGAUACGCAGACACGGGCGGCUGUGCUUCUUCGAAUCAAAUGGGGUGGAUGACCAGCUAUGAAGUGAAUACAAUCUCUACGUUCAUAUUUUGAUAUUCUUUUUCUUUUCGACUGAACUCAACCGAAGUUGAUGUGGCAAGAUCUGGCGAGUUUUAUUUUCUUCCCCCAUACACUAGUUAGCUAUCCAGCAGCUAGUUAGCUUGCAGUGGAAAUGAGAACAGCCCUGCAACUUGUGCCAGUGGUCAGACAUUGAAUUAUUUUUUGCGACAGUUCACAGAAUUCAGUUCCUCUUUUUAGGGCGAUCUUGCUUUUUUGGAGGCCUUUUAUGCAGUCACACAAUUAUGGAGCACACGGGCUGCGUCAAUAUAUGUAGUCUCACCAGCACUCUGCCCGUGAUUCCGUACCAGAAGCUCACGGACCUGCAUUACCUGAGCCGGGGAGGUUUCGGCACCGUGUUUCGGGCGCAACAUUCAGACUGGCGGACUACCGUUGCCAUCAAGUGUCUAAAAUUGGAUUCUCCCGUCGGCGAAAGGGAGAGGAACUGCCUGCUAAAAGAAGCUGAGGUCCUUCACAAGGCCAGAUUCAACUACAUCAUCCAGAUCUUUGGUGUGUGCAAUGAGCCAGAAUUCUUCUGCAUCGUGACAGAAUACAUGAGCAAUGGAUCUCUGGACCAGCUGCUCCAUGAGAAGGACCUGUACCCUCUUCUUGCCUGGCCCCUGCGGCUACGUGUGCUGUAUGAAAUCGCCCUGGGCGUCAACUUCCUGCACAACAUGACCCCUCCCCUCUUGCACCACGACCUGAAGACACAGAACAUCCUGCUAGAUGCCGAGUUCCAUGUCAAGAUAGCGGACUUUGGCCUCUCCAAGUGGCGGCAGCUGUCCAUCAGCAAGGCGUCGGGGUCCAAACCCCCGGAGAUGGGGGGAACCGUCAUCUACAUGCCCCCCGAGGAGUAUGAGCCCUCCAAGACCCGGCGGGCGGACGUCAAACACGACAUGUACAGUUAUGCAAUCAUUAUGUGGGAAGUUCUCUCAAGAAGGAUUCCAUUUGAAGAGGCCACGAAUCCCAUGCAGAUCAUGUUCAGCGUUCUGCGGGGGAACCGGCCCGACACGGGCCUGGACAGCUUGCCCGCCGACAUCCCCUGCCGGGACACGCUUAUUGAUCUCAUGACCCUCGGCUGGACCUCCAACCCGGAUGAGCGACCCUCCUUCCUCAAGUGUCUAAUAGAGCUGGAGCCCAUGCUACGCAGGUUUGACGAGAUUGAAGUCUUGGAAGCCGUGCUGGAAGUGAAGAGAGCCAAGCUGCUGAGUCGGACAGGUUUUACCCCAGCAGCCUCUGCGUGUCAGAUGAAGAGGGAGGAGAAGACUCUGAACACCAUGAAAGAGAGUAGCACUCCCUGGCAGGAUACAAGCUCGGCCUCUGGUUCCUGCUCCUCCCAGGAAGCUGAAAUCUCGCAGCCUGGGUUUCUUACUCUCAGCAGUGUGCCGUCCUCCAAAGAUGGACAGCAUUGUUCUCCAGACCCCUACUCAAAGCCUGUGGAUCCCCAGCAGAAACUCUACAGCAACAGGACAGAUGCCACCCAGCCGUCGUUCCUGACAAACCCUCUGCAGGACCUCCCAAAGUCCCUGGUGGACCCUGGUUUUGUAAGUUUAGAGGACAACUUGGACGGGUAUGGCCAGACGGCGCGGCCCAUGUCCGAUCUCAACAUCCCCUUCAAGAAGGCCAUCCCAGAGGAGAGUGUGUGUGAGAAGCUGAGCUGCAUCACCCUGCAGCCACGCCCCCCAGCCGUGGCCCCGGCCUUCGCCCCACCCCCGGCGCCGGGCCCAGCGGCGCAGUGGAUCCAGGCGCGGCGGGAGGAGAUCGUGCGGCAGAUGACGGAGGCCUGCCUGAACCAGAGCCUGGACGCGCUGCUGGCCCGCGACCUGCUGAUGCGCGAGGACUACGAGCUGGUGUCCAACCGGCCCAUCCGCACCGCCAGGGUGCGGCAGCUGCUGGACACCUGCGACAAGCAGAGCGAGGACUUCUGCCGGGUCAUCAUCUACAAGCUGCAGGAGAACAAGCAGAUGGGCCUGCAGCCUUACCCCGAGCUCUCGCCCCUCCCCUCCCAGACCCCCACCCCCUCCGCGCCCUCUGUGGCCUCUUACAUCAACAGCAACCGCAACGUUUUCUAAACCCUACGUGCGGAGGAUGGGCGAGGGGGUGGGGGUGGGGAAUCCGCCACACGGUUCACACUUCACCCAAGGUCUCCCCCCUGUCCUGAUGGCUGGAGAGGGAGUGGGGAGGGGUGGUUGUAUGUGCAGUCCGGAUUGGUUUCUCCAAACACCCACGCUGAAACCCGCAAAUAAGGACAGACUGCAGACGGGAAAGGACCAGGGACUGCUGUGACCAUAACAGGGCCGGAGAGGAGUGUUCUUCAUUCAAUUAUUUAUUUUUUUGUUCCUCAUUGGAUGUCAUUGGUAUAGCCCCGCUGCGGUCCUGUUGUGGUCAUAAGCAUGAACCUGCCAGCAACGGGACCCUUCACCUCUAGAAAUUGAGGAGGGGGUUGUGGGUGGGUUAGGGUUGUGGAGGUCAUUUUUUCAUAAUGCCACCUCAGAAGAUAACAUCUGAAUGCUUGUCAGAGAUACGUCGCUCUUGGCCUGCUAUCCUGUGACCUUUGACCUGAACUCAGGCUCCUGCAGGUGUUUUGCACUCAUCAAACGCGAAAUAGUCCAUCAGAUCGUUCAUCGGAGGACAACAUAAGAGACUGAGAGACUCUUGACGGAAUCCCAGCACUCCCAAAAUAGCAGCCAUUUUUAUCCCAGCUGUCUUUUCUGUGAGCGCCCACAUUGCUUUGCAGACAAAUGUAGAGAUAACAAAGGUGGUGGUACUAACAAGGUUGGCUGAGCAAGCGGGUUUGAAUAGGACACAGGAGGUGGGUUUGAAUAUCAGGGCAGUGUGUCUGUGAGGAAUUUCCUCUGGGUGUACACCAGAACAUCUUGGACAAGCUUGGCUUUUGGAUUCGAACAGUGAAACGUGAUGGUGAAAUAAGAUUGGAAUGUGAAUUAGGAGAAGUGCUUUGAUGUGUCUGUGUCUUAGAUAGGAUGCUUUUUUCACACAAUCCAUUUAUACAGCUGGAUAUUUAUUGAAAACCAACAUUUGCUCAAUGGUACAGUGGCAGUGGAUUUGAAUAUGGAGGUCCACUUCCCUAAUCAGUGCUCCCCUCAGUUGUCAGCAUGUUAAGAAGUAUCUUGACAUAGUUGGAUCAUGUCUGCCAUUGCCAGAAGUGCUCACAUUUUGUCAAAAAUUACUUUUUAAACAGAUUUUUAAAUAUAUAUUUUUUUUCUUGUGUGCCUGUUCAUUGAAGGAAAUGAAGGAAAGGGACUUUUAAGUAAAACUUUUAUGUUCAAAGGUACUUUAAAUCUCUUUCAGGGUCUCAUAAGCAGUUUCAGGUGGCUUUUAAAAGAAUCAAGUUUGCAGUAUUUUGUUGUCUGACAGAACUUUGCCCUUUCGUUUCACAGAAGAGAAAAACAGACCUCUCUGUUGAAUCUGUCUUGCCUCAGCCUGCAUUAAUCUUGCACUUUCUUUGAAAAGCCCAUGCACUGAUCUGCCUGUAGUGGCUGAAAUCCUCCAGACGUGCUUUAACAUUUAGCAAAAUUGUGAGCGUCACAAUAGGUUUGCAAUAAUAUGUGUCGUGAGGGAGCCGGCAUCUCCAAACUCCAAGCCCAUGUCUUUAUCAGUAGCAUGUAGCUCUUCCAGCCCAACCCCCAGGGAUGGGAUAUCGCACAACUCUCCAGUUUGGAGAGAGACGCCAGUCGCGCCGGCGAGCGGAUGUGCAGACGUCUCUCAGAUGAAGGUCAUGGCUAGGGCUGCUGCUGCUGGCUCUCUGAGCUGCGUGUUCCGUUUCCUUUGUGAUGUCACCGCCCACUACUGCAAGGCAAGUAGGGGUCCUCCCCACUGGAUUGCCAACCCACCACCCACCCUCGCCCAAAACGUGUCAUACAGUGAUGCCACUUGCGUUACUGUGGCGGUUACACCCAACAGCCCAGUUAAGACGGGAGGUGUUUCUACUUGAUCUGAGCUCGUACGUGUGGAUGUCUGUCACAGAGUGUGUCAGAGUUGCACACCCUACACCCCCUUAAGGGGCGGUGUGUCAGGUUAGCACAGAUGUCAGUGGGACUGUGCUUCUGAACCCAGCUCUCCUUGAAGUACUGGGGACCCUAUUGCUGGUCUGCAUUGCAGGGGAACCAGAUUCGUUCAGCCAGACUGAGCUGCAUAUGUGGCAGUGAUCCAGAUCUGACUUCCCCUGGUUAUGCUCAUUAAUAUGUUAAUUAUAUUUAUAAUUGUUUUUAUAACAAUUCAACCUUCACAGAAAUGUAUACAUGAACUGGCCGAUACCAACUGUCACCUGUGCAUGAAGUAACUAUAAUAUAAUAAUAUAAUUCUUUGUAGUAGAAUUGAGGGUGUUUUGCCACUAAAAGUCAUGGGGGGGUGUUUAAUGUGUCUGUCAUAUACGUGGACAUGGAGUGUCUGUCACGGUUCAUUAAGAUUAAGUAGUUUGAUUGCUGAGAGGCGAGACAGCUAGAAAAGCUGGACUGCUGUUUACCUCUGUUACCUCCAGCCAGUCCUGUGCCACUAAUGCAGACGUGAACAAAGAUAAACUGAGAAAACAUAUCUGCAGGAGAACAAUUAGCAGCACCCGGGGUGCAUUGUCUUGACUCUUGACAAAUUAGUGGUCAUUGGUUAAUUUCAUCAAUAAAGAUAAAAUGUCCAACCUGUGGAUUCUGAAUGUUGAAGAGAUAUGAACUGUCAAAAGAGCAAGACCAGCAUUUGAUUAACAAACUCUAUCCAGGAGUGAAGUGAAAGAAAUCUAAUGUAAAGUCAUAAAAACCUCCAAAUGUGAAGUUAAUCUAAAGUUUAAAAAACAAAGGGGCUUUAUAUGAAAACUUACCAGGGAAGCCAGCAUUAAUAACAGCAACAAGACCUGAUUUCUUGUGGCAGUUUUUUUUGUUGUUUAUUUAAAUAAUUUAAAUAGCAUCCCCUGGGCCAAAAGCCAUUCCUUUCAGCUUGUCGGCCUUUGUCAGUGCACCACUGGAAAAACCUGUUUAGCUGAGCUAGAACAAAAACCAGGAAGUACAGGGGGUGCUGUAGGACCAGGGCGGUGAUCCCUGGCAGUGGGUCACCUGGCGUCAUUGUCACACGCCCAUUUUAAUGCCCUGGUUUCAUGGCAAUGUACCGCAGAGUGGCUCCGCAGGUGCCGCGGAAAAGCUGGUAGAUCGCACUCUGAACCAAGCCAAAGGUGGCCCUGCCUUACCUGUGUACUUCAGGGGCGGCCCUCUGAAAUAAAAAGUGUGUGUCCAUUGAAAGCUGGGGCAUGGAUGCGGUCACAACCGCACACCCUCCUUGGAAAAGGGGCCUGCUGCCCCUUGCUAAUGUUUCCCAUGACGCCAUUUUUUAAUUAAAUUCAUGACAGUGCGCACACACAGAUAUGCACUGUACCCCCUGCCUCCUGUAAAAAUGUCCGCGUCUGAGCUUGCAGAACCAAGCUCUGAGGGGCAGAGCUUGGUUCGAAUUUUGGAGAGGGUUCCGGCCACAGUUGGGCAUAUUCCACUAGAACAGAGGCCUCUUGCCUACAGGGAUCUGGUAAAUGAAUGCCACAUUCUCAAACCCCGAUGCUAACUGGAUUUACAGAGACCGAAAUGUUUGGAUGAAUACGCAUGAGCCAUCGCUCCAGGCUGCAUUAGGCUUAAUGAAAGCAUGCUAACUGGCAUUAAUGCUGCAGCCCUAGUGACAGGGCGGUCUUCCACAGUCUGCAGAGGGACAGUCCGUCUGCGUCUGGAGCGGAGUCUGUGCGCCUACCGACAGGACAGCUUCGGUGGAGUCUCUUUUUUCGGGCAGAUCACCCUCUGCUGCCUGCACCCAGCACCCAAUGGAGUUCUGUCACACACGCCCGCCCUCUGUCCUGGGGCUGUUACCCACAAUCCACCUCUUUAAAGGCUAGAGCGUUAAACUGGGAGGCAGAAGGCACCUGAACUGAGAGUCUUAGGUGUGAUACCACAAUAGAUCAAACCCACAGCUUUUUGGGGCUGGGGCAUACUCAAAACACGGGACCGCUGAGUCGUUCACAUAAAAAAAAACAAAAAAACAAAAACAAAAAAAAACACAAGGACGUUUUGCAACCAGAAAAGAGGAAUUUGUAAAAGAACAUGUUGUGUACGGGCCACGCAGCAGCAGGGUUCAUUGACUGGGUCCUCCAUUGUGACUUGUGAAAGGGAACAAUUGAUUUUUCCCCUUUCUUUCGUUUCUCUCAUCUACUGGUACUUCUGUGUGUGGUGAAACAACGCUGCCAUGAUGGCUGACCCUACUUCCCCCUGGCCAGGCAUGACAAUGUGCCAAACUUCUCUCAUAAGCACUUUCGUUCAUCAAAACGGAAAUCAUUUCUCCCUUUUCUUUUUUGUCACCAGUAGUGUUUUUCCUAUUAAAAUGCAUGCAGUAUUUCUGUAUAUAAUAAAUAAAUUAAAAAAAAAAACUGAAAUAACAGUACAGUUCUGGACCAGCGGCGAGAAAUGUGACAUGUAGUGUAGAGAUUGUAUUCCUGCUCUUCUGUGUGAUAGGAGCUUAUAGCCCAGCACUCAAACCCUUUCACUCUGUAAGGUCUGUCUGCUCAGCUCUAUUCCUGGCCCUUGGUGUUGGUGUCCAAUCAUCUGUUUGGACUAUGGGGAGGAUGGGCUUGUACAGUGUUAGUUACCUACCUUACAUAGUGGUGUUAUAAAGGAAGCAGAUUUUUGGUUAUUAGAGUAUUUAUUCCAUAUGUUGUGUGUGUGUGUGUGUGUGUAUGUGUGCGUGUGUGCUUGAGUGUAUGUGUGUGUGUGUGUGUUUUUUUUAAAGCACCAUGAGGCUGUAUAUAAGCUUUGCCUUGUUAUUGCUUUCAAAGUGUACUUAUUACUAUUAUUGUUAUUGUUAUUAUUUUACACAUACUGUGCCAAUAUUGCGAAUUGUGGGUGAACCUCCAUUUCAGAGGACUCCUGCUUGGAAUACAGACUUUAGAAACAUUCACGGCUUCUACUCUGCUUUUUGUAACCCAUACCCCAACGCCCUCCCACCACUGCCAACUGGGUGCUGGGUAGGAGGGGGAUCGACUGAGAUGGAAUUGAGUGGACAUGGACAUGGUAUACCGUGACAGACCAGCACGGUCGUGUAACAGAAUAAAUGUACAUUGUAGCAAUGCUGUCUCUCUUCUAUUUGCUCUCUUUCUUUCUCUUACAUCCCUCUU
Molecule: messenger RNA, 7513 nt
Organism: Megalops cyprinoides (Indo-Pacific tarpon)
Lineage: Eukaryota; Metazoa; Chordata; Actinopteri; Elopiformes; Megalopidae
Gene: ripk2
Product: receptor-interacting serine-threonine kinase 2
Exons: 12
Coding region: 609-2435 (608 amino acids)
Biological process (GO): innate immune response; regulation of apoptotic process; protein phosphorylation
Molecular function (GO): JUN kinase kinase kinase activity; ATP binding
Source: RefSeq, a predicted model, not a curated record